Molecule: messenger RNA, 564 nt
Organism: Schistosoma turkestanicum
Lineage: Eukaryota; Metazoa; Platyhelminthes; Trematoda; Strigeidida; Schistosomatidae
Source: the annotation of a GenBank genome assembly
AUGACUCGCCCUCACUUUCGAAUUCUGGUCAUCGUAUUUAUAACCAUGUGUAUCCUGUAUUCAACUUUCGUAUACAAUAAUCGUAAAGGAAGCGUGAAAACUAUUGAACAUAAAAGUUUCCCAUCUGAACCGCUACACUUCGAUAUUAAGGUUUCAUCGUUGAACGUAACAUGUCGCCGUACUAAACAAAGUCCCAUACUUGUUGCUGAUGAACUAGGAUAUCUGUGCAAUUAUUUUAAUCUUCUAACAAAUAGUUGUUGCUCAUCUGAAAAUUCAACACAGCGUUUUGUUUGUCAUUCGUGCAAAUUCAAUCACUGCUGUUCUAUUUAUGAGCACUGUGUUUCUUGCUGCCUGAAUCCAAUUAAUAAACCUUUGUGGGAUAAAGUUGUCCAGAAUGUUAGUUCUAACAAUAAACGUUAUCUACAAUUAGCUACAGAUGCAUUUGAAUUUUGUAUAGCAGUUUGUAGAACAUCUUCACAAACUGUCUUGCACGAAAAUCGGUAUCGUAAUUCGGAAGAAAAUUUCUGCUUUGGAUUAGAAACGCCAAAUAUUCCAACUACGUAA